This is a messenger RNA of Dendroctonus ponderosae (mountain pine beetle), 1116 nucleotides long. RefSeq lists its product as uncharacterized. The record is from RefSeq and is a predicted model, not a curated record. Bases 121 to 669 code for a protein of 182 amino acids. Lineage: Eukaryota; Metazoa; Arthropoda; Insecta; Coleoptera; Curculionidae. The transcript has 4 exons.
UUCAGCUGUCUGUUUUAAAUCCGAAUUUGUUCAAUAUAUGGGUGUAAUAAUUCAGUUUGGCAGUAUUCACAUAACUGGUAGUUGAUCUUAUAACGUAAAUUUGUCAUAUAAACAUAUAAAAUGUAUUAUUUUGGAGUUCUGGUACUAUUAAGCUAUGGUGCAGUAGCUUCUGCGAAAGUGAGUAGCAACUCGGUACUUUGCUUUGAAUGCAGCCCUCAAGUGAAUGCUGGCAAUUGCAUUGAACCAGCAAAAAGUUUAACUCCAAGAAAUUGUUCUAUUCACACUCCCGGAUUUUCUGUUGCUUGCUAUUCCGAGUUUUUAAUCCACAAUAACGUAAGUGGAAAUACGGCAAGGAAUAAUAGAACUGGAAUAUACAGAGGGUGUUAUUCGUAUCACAUUGGGUCCAGGACUGAAUUCGAUUACUGUAGCAAAUUUCCCGGACUAAAUGUUACACGCCAAUAUUGCGAGACUUGCAAUGGUUCUAGGUGUAAUCAUUAUUAUUUUAACAAUGCAGUGGAUGGCGUAAGAGUAGCAACCUCAGGUGUAGGAUUUCCUAAACUAAGAGCUAGAGGAGGAAGUACUAUUGCAUUGAACAACAAUAUUAAUUUUAUCUUAACACUUUCUUUAGGCUUAUUAAUAUCUGAUAUUAUAAUAACCGGUUUGUAUUAAUUAAAUACUAUAGAAAUAUAUACAUAUAUACAAAAACAAAUGUGCUAAAAAUUAAAAAUGAUUGUGAUAAUAAAAUAGGAACUGAGUGAGUGAUUGAAAAUGAAAUACACACGAAAUGACGGACACUUUAAACAAUGUUUAUAAAUUGAAUUUGCUUUGUAGUCGUUUGUUCUAAGAGCAUGAGAAAAGAAUUAUUUUCUCUCAUCUAAAAUAUUAGCAAUUAAACUUCUCAUCGGUUUUUCAUCGUUAAUAUAUUGCCCUGUAUACUAUGCUUGCUCAACUUGGCAUUUAUUUUAUGUUGAUUAUUGGCAAUCAUUGGUACAAUGAUACCUACGUGUAUCUGAUAUAAUAAAUAAAUUAUUCUUUAUAGAUAAAUUCAGAACUUCGUUUCUCAGUAACACAUUUAUGGCUUAAGAAAGCUGUAAAUAGAUUUUGCUUCCAAAUGUA